This is a messenger RNA of Dioszegia hungarica, 375 nucleotides long. RefSeq lists its product as uncharacterized. Bases 1 to 375 code for a protein of 124 amino acids. Gene Ontology annotation, cellular component: nuclear pore central transport channel. Gene Ontology annotation, biological process: protein import into nucleus. The transcript is spliced from 6 exons. NCBI's taxonomy places the organism in Eukaryota, Fungi, Basidiomycota, Tremellomycetes, Tremellales, Bulleribasidiaceae. The record is from RefSeq and is a predicted model, not a curated record.
AUGGGUGACAUCAAUGCUAUCGCAAAGCAGUUCACGGACUUCUACUACCAGACCUUCGACGCCGACCGGUCACAGCUCUCCGCCCUUUACAGGGACAUGUCCAUGUUGACAUGGGAGAACAACCCAAUUCAGGGCGCGAAGGACAUCACUGAGAAGCUCGUGUCUCUCCCUUUCGAGAAGGUCCAACACCGCGUCCUGACCCUCGAUGCCCAGCCCGCCUCCGCCUCGGUCGCUGCUAUUCUCGUCCUCGUUACCGGCCAGCUGUUAGUGGAUGAUGGACAGAACGUGCUUCCUUAUUCUCAGAUGUUCCACCUCGUACCAGAAGGACAGGGCUACUUUGUCCAGAACGACGUGUUCCGAUUGGUGUACGGAUAG